GGCCUGGCGACCGCUGGUCUGCGCCCCGACGGCGCCGGGAGCAGAGGAGCCGCGCUCGGGUCUCCGGGAUGUGCCCGUCUGAGAUGGGGACGCCGUGGCACCACUGGUCCCCCGUGCUCAUCAGCCUGGCCGCCCUGUUCUCCAAAGUGACCGACAGCCGAGGGGUCCUGGAGAGCGUCCAGAGGUUCUCCUUGCUGCCCACCUACCUCCCCGUGACCUACCACAUCCACAACGCCGACGUGUCCUUCUUCCUGAAGGAGGCCAACCAGGACAUCAUGCGCAACUCCAGCCUGCAGUCCCGUGUCGAAUCCUUCCUGAUUUACAAAGCCAAGCGGCUGCCCGUGCUCAACGCCAGCUAUGGGCCCUUCUCCAUCGAGCAGGUGGUGCCCCAGGACUUAAUGCUGCCCUCCAGCCCCUUCGGAUUCACCAACAAGUUCUCCCUCAACUGGAAGCUGAAGGCGCACAUCGUGCGGGACAAGGUGUACCUGAGCCGGCCCAAGGUGCAGGUGCUGUUCCACGUGCUGGGCCGGGGGCUGGACGAGGCCGUGCCCCACUUGCAAAGGAUUGGGAGCGUCUUCCUCUACCAGACGGGCGGCCGACCGGUGCUGAGGGAGCUGCGUUUGGACAGCAACGUGGCCAUCCUGUACACAGCCCGGACGGCGAGGCAGGGCGACGUGCUCACCUUCCCCGUGGCCGUGUCCCGAAACUGCAGCGCGGAUCGCUUCACGCUGAGGGCCAAGGUGAAGAAGGGCGUGAGCGUCGUGGGGGUCAGAGCCAGCAGCCCUUCCAUUUGGGAGGUCACGGAGGGCACGGACCACAGUGGCAAGUACGCACCUGCUGUCAUCGUUUGUCAGAAGAAAUCUGCUGGCUCGGAGAACAGUGUGGAUGGAGCCUCCUAUGAAGUCAUGCAGAUCGACGUGGAGAUAGAGGAGCCCAGUGACCCGCCGGCCACACAGCUUGUCACGUGGCAGGUGGAGUACCCAGGAGACGUCACGUCUGACUUGGGUGUGUCCAAGAUCUACGUGAGUCACAAGGACCUGAUGGGCGUCAUACCGCUGGCCAUGGAGGCAGAGAUCCUGAACACAGCCAUCCUCACGGGCAAGACGGUGGCGGUUCCGGUGAAGGUGGUGUCGGUGGAGGAGGACGGCACGGUGGCAGACCUGCUGACGUCAGUGGAGUGCCGGUCGUCCGAUGAAGACAUAAUCAAGGUGUCCGACAGAUGUGACUACGUCUUCGUCAACGGGAAGGAAAUGAAAGGCAAGAUGAACGUGGUGGUGAACUUCACCUACCAGCACCUGAGCAGCCCCCUGGAGAUGACCGUGUGGGUGCCCCGGCUCCCGCUGCAGAUCGAGGUCUCGGACACCGAGCUUAACCAGAUCAAGGGCUGGAGGGUGCCCAUCGUCUCCAACAAGAGGCCGGUUCGGGACAGCGAGGAAGAGGAGGACGACGACAGGAGGGGGGGUCGUGGCUGCACACUCCAGUACCAGCACGCCAUGGUGCGGGUCCUGACGCAGUUCGUGGCUGAGGCGGCGGACCGUGGCGGGCACCUGGCCCACCUGCUGGGCUCAGACUGGCAGGUGGACAUCACAGAGCUGGUGAAUGACUUCAUGCAGGUGGAGGAGCCCCGCAUCGCCAAGCUGCAGGGGGGACAAGUCCUGAUCGGCCAGGAGCUUGGGAUGACCACCAUUCAGAUCCUGUCGCCUCUGUCAGACGCCAUCUUGGCAGAAAAGACCAUCACCGUGCUGGAUGAGAAGGUGACCAUCACGGACCUCGGGGUCCAGCUGGUGACAGGGCUGUCACUCUCCCUGCAGCUCAGCCCAGGGAGCAACAGGGCCAUCUUUGCCACUGCGGCAGCUCAAGAGCUUCUGCAAAGGCCCAGACAGGAAGCGGCCAUCAGUUGCUGGGUCCAGUUCAGUGAUGGUUCCAUCACUCCCUUGGAUAUCUACGAUGGGAAAGACUUCUCCUUGAUGACCACCUCCCUGGACGAGAAGGUGGUCUCCAUCCACCAAGACCCCAAAUUCAAGUGGCCUAUCAUCUCUGCGGAAGCCGAAGGGCAGGGUGCUCUGGUAAAGGUCGAAAUGGUCAUCAGUGAAUCGUGCCAGAAAUCCAAGCGGAAGAGCGUGCUGGCUGUGGGAACAGCCAACAUCAAAGUUAAGUUUGGCCAAAAUGAUGCGAAUCCCAACACCAGCGACAGCAGACACACUGGGGCAGGAGUUCACCUGGAAAAUAACGUCAGUGACAGAAGACCCAAAAAACCCUUGCAAGAAUGGGGGAGUCAGGGGGGACAGUAUUACAGCAGUUCUUCCAUGGGCCUCAUGGAAGGAAGAGGGUCGACGACAGAGAGGUCAACCUUCCAGAGAAAGAACGGCCGAGGAAGCCUUCUAGAUGAUGACAGCCACCUGCAGACCACCCCCAUCGACCUCACCAGCUUCCCGACCCAGGGGGACCUGCCCAGAAGCGACGGGGAAGCGGACGAGAGUGGCCUCACGCAGGCAUCCAAAGGGCUGAGCGACUUGGAGAUCGGCAUGUACGCUCUGUUGGGGGUCUUCUGCCUGGCCAUUUUGGUCUUCCUGAUAAACUGUGUGGCCUUUGCACUGAAAUACAGGCACAAACAGGUUCCCUUCGAGGAGCAAGAAGGUCUGAGUCACUCCCACGACUGGGUCGGGUUGAGCCACCGCUCCGAGCUGCUGGAGAACCACAUCGACUUCGCAUCCUGCCAGGAGGAGCAGAUCACUGCCAUUGACAGGGGCAUGGAUUUCGAAGAGAGUAAGUAUCUCCUCCUCGGCACAGACUCCCAGAAGAGCAUCAACGGGCCGCUGUUCCAGGGUUCGGGCCCCACCGUUGCAGACGGGAAGGGUCAGAAGAGCGAGCCCCCGACGUCCCCUACCUCAAAAAGGAAAAGAGUAAAAUUUACCACCUUCGCCACCAUCCCCUCGGAUGAAGGAUGCCCCACCAUGAACUCCAUACUGACCAGCGGUGAGGACAUGAGCUGGGUCUGCCAGGAUCUGGACCCCGGGGAAAGCAGACAGCCCCACGGCUGCAUGGAAAGGUUACGCGAGGAUGUGUAAGCCAGACGCUCGCAGACAUGGGUUCUCGCUCACCUCUCAGCCUUUAAUUUGGGGAUGUGCGGCAAGGGCACCCCCGGGAAAGGAGUGAAGUGACAGGACAGGAUAAGAACGCCCCUAUCAGCACAGCCCUGGCAGAUGGCGCCGGCUCGGCUGGGGUGGCCCCAUGUCGGGAUCGAGGCUCACAUUCUGGCAUCCGGUGUCUCGGCCGGUGUUAAGGGGCGGAUUGUGCAUGGCACGAUUUGUAGAACUUGGAAGAAAAAUGAGUUCUGAAUCACUGAGCUUCUGAGAGGUCCUGGGAAGAGCAGCCCCCCUCUGUCCCUCACUCUCUUUCUCUGUGGAAUCAAAGCCCUUUGGGUACAGUGACCACGUGGGUCCAUAACUCAGUAUUGCAGACUCCGGGAGAACCCUGGAGGGAGGGCAAGUGGAUGGACGGGAGGCAGUGAGUCAUCUGAGCCAGGAUGUGCAGCCCGCCGUGGGUGGGACCAGGGGCCACGUCCAGAGAGCGGGGAGCGCCUGGGGGGGGCGUCAUCGCGGAGUGUCAUCGCCCAAAGACCAGCGCGGCCUCUUGACUGACCAGGAGCUGCUGACAGGGACAGAAGGGGCCCACGUGGGCAAAUAGGCCACGGAUAUCUUUGUAAGGAGAGGCCGAGAGCAAAGGAGCAGCCCCCUGGGGGAUUCGGAACAUCCCUUUAUUUGUGAACUAGGGAUAUGGGGCACAGAAUGUCAACCUGGUUCAAGGAACUGGGCUUUUUCGGGCAAGUCCACUGUGCUCCAAUGUGCACUCCUCUCCCCACCAGCUGUCUAAGAGCCAUCGCUCGCUUGUGGGCAUGGGGGACUUUUCCAGCAUCCCCCCCCCACCUCUGUGGCCGGUCGGUCAACUCCAGUGGCUCCACCAGGUGAACAUCACUCAUGUCCUUUCCUUGAAGAGGCUGGUCUUUCAGGAUUCGCGGUUCUUGCGGUGAAUUCGACACCAAGGGACACUCAUCCCCCUGCGCCUCUGGGAAGAUGAGGGAGCCGUUUUGUGAUGGCCCUGCGGACGGCCACACCGGGUCUCCCGUCCAAGGCUGCAGAGACAAAUGUGGACGAAGGUGGAGUGCACGGCCGGGGAGAGCCAGGGCCCUGCUGUGCCGCAGGGGGCCGGGCAGGAAGCCUGUCCUCACCCCUGUGCGGGCUUGGACCCUUGGAGGGACGGAGGUGCCCGCACUUGGGGGAGAGAGGGCGGCCCCAGUCUGUCCUGAGGGCUUUAACAUUGUUGCUUGAAGUCAGAAUGACUCUGAAUGUCUCCCGAACCCCUGGACACAUGGGAAGCCACUAAGGUAGGGGGAGAGAUGAGUGGAUUCCUGCCCCGGCUCGAGCUCCUGCCAAGGCGGGGAAGGGCAGCGGGACCCCUGGCAAGGAGAGCCGCGGAGAAGCAGGGUGGGUGGCAGGGGAGGGGGGGAGCUCUCUCUCCUCUGUCAUUUUCUGUUUCUCUGCUUUGAGAUGCUCU
Ailuropoda melanoleuca (giant panda) is the source of this 4554-nucleotide messenger RNA. RefSeq names its product transmembrane protein 132D (gene TMEM132D). The record is from RefSeq and is a predicted model, not a curated record. The transcript has 9 exons. Bases 69 to 3068 code for a protein of 999 amino acids. Lineage: Eukaryota; Metazoa; Chordata; Mammalia; Carnivora; Ursidae.